Molecule: messenger RNA, 630 nt
Organism: Naegleria gruberi
Lineage: Eukaryota; Heterolobosea; Eutetramitea; Acrasida; Naegleriidae
Exons: 1
Coding region: 1-630 (209 amino acids)
Source: RefSeq, a predicted model, not a curated record
AUGAAAACAUCUCACAGCUUAAUCGGCGUUUAUUUACUCUUGGCUAUUGUGGUUUGCUUGCUCAGUGAAAACACAUUUGCCUUCUCAUCAAAGGCUGUAGCCAAAUAUGAAAUGUCAAACACUGAGAGAAAGGCUAUGGAAAAGAGAUUUGGUAUUAAGAAUAUUGUUAAGCCAGUCACCCAAGUUAUUAAGAAGGUGGAACAUGAAGUUGAAAAAGAGUUGAAGAAUGUUCUUAAGGCUAUCGAAGGUGUUGGUGCUUCAUGUAAAUACACAAGAGAUGAUGGUCUUAAGAGAUUUGAAUGCGAUGUUGGAUUCCAUCAAAAAUUCUUGAUUGAAAGAGUUUCCAUCUCUGCUGGAUUUUACCUUGAAUUUAAUCUUAAUACUGAACAAGUUGAGAUGGGUAUCCACGCUUUUGGAAAGACCAUUGCUAAGGUUAGCUUUAAAUUCCACAUUCCUGAUCUCUGUUAUGAUGUUGUUCCAACUGUCGGAUUGUGUGUUGGUCUCAAUAACGUUAAAUUCAACAAGAAGAAUGACUGUUUGGCUGGUCAGUUGGCUUUGGAAAUUAAGGCCUUGGGUCAAAGAUUGAGAGUUUUGCACGAAACUAUUGGUUUCCAUGCAAGCAGAUGCUAA